Molecule: messenger RNA, 1782 nt
Organism: Plasmopara halstedii
Lineage: Eukaryota; Oomycota; Peronosporomycetes; Peronosporales; Peronosporaceae
Product: Gamma-interferon inducible lysosomal thiol reductase
Exons: 12
Coding region: 1-1782 (593 amino acids)
Molecular function (GO): oxidoreductase activity, acting on a sulfur group of donors, disulfide as acceptor
Source: RefSeq, a predicted model, not a curated record
AUGGGGCUACUACGUGCCCUGGUAUCGACUGCUCUGCCAUUCCUCCACUUUACAUCUCUGCUCAACGCGGCUGAACUAACGGGGGCUGCUAAAGAGCAUCGUGUCAGUUUGCGCGUCGUCUUUCGAGCCUUCUGCCCAGCUUGUCAAUGGCUCGUUGGUGAUCCAUUGCUAGAGCUCGUGCGAACCGAAGAAUUUCGUGACAUCAUUGAUCUCACACUAAUUCCUGCCGCAGGAAUGCGCGAAAACCAAGGAGAAAUAAGUUGUGAGGCAGGUCCACUAGAGUGUACGGGUCACCGUUGGCAGGUCUGUGUGCUGGACAAGGAUCGUCUUGAUGUCGUCAAGUAUCUCGGCACAAUAGCGUGCUUUGAAGGGCACGAGUCCGGACAGGUAGGCGACUGGUCCACGAAGGCACAAAAUUGUCUGACAGAUGAGGAGCGUGACGUGGUGAAGGAAUGUGUCGACAAUCGUAGCAAAGACCUUUUGUUAAAGAUGAUUCGGGAAGAGCAAUCCGGAAGCGUUCCCUGGAUGCCAUAUAUUACAGCGAAUCAAGAAGUACUAGGAUCGCUGACGGAGGGGGUUCCGCUGAGUAUGCUGAAACGUGGCAUUUGCUCAGCGUAUACUGGGCCUAAGAGCUUUUACCCAGCGGAAUGUUUGAAGCUUUCUGGUGAACAAAAGGUAGUUUCUCCCGAGGAAUCUGUGCAAAGGAAUGAUGAUAAACCGCUAGUAGCAACCGACAAGAAAUUAGAACCCACGGCCACUCCAUCAGAAAACACGGUGAUUUUGGAAGCUCAAGCCCCUACUGAUGCCAAUGCCCCUGAAGUCGUAAAUAGCGACAAUGAUGUGAAAAUGAAAGAACAGCUGAGUACUCCUGCGUCUCCUGUUACUACUACGGUCGUCGUGGCAGCUGGCAAAGUACAGCUUGAAAUGUACUGGCGAGCGUUUUGCCCCGGCUGCAUGUCAUUUAUCACAAAGUCUUUGCUCACUCUUGUUAAAAACAAGGAAUUCCAAGAGAUUAUUGACUUUCACCCAGUGCCUGCAGCUGGCACGUCAAUUAACGCAAAGGGUAAUUUCGUGUGCACCUCGGGCAUGGUCGAAUGCUUGGGACACAAAUGGCUUAGCUGCGCUGUAGAAGAGUUCGAGCAAAUAAGCGAGUUGGUGGAGCACAUUGCUUGCAUGGAAAGCAGAGAUAACAAGGGCAUGACGUGGAGCUCCAUCAUCAAGCGGUGUUAUGAGGGCGAAGCGUACACGAAAAUGAAAUCAUGCUAUGACACGAAAAGUGACGAUCUUCUUCGAAAGAAUGUGGCAAAAAGACAAGCAUUGCCUUUACCGUGGGUUCCAUACGUUUUGAUCAACGGCACGCCAUUAGGUGAAUCGUCUCACGGCAUCGGGUUCAAGCAGCUCCUAAAUGCGGUGUGCAAUGCCUAUUCUGGACCAAAGGAUUCGCUGCCGGCGGAAUGUCAACCUAAACGCCUACGCGAUGAAAUGGAAGUACAAACUCCCGAUGACAAAGAGGUGAUUAAGCCGUGUGCUCCCGCGACGAAAGAUACUGGUAAAACAGGAGCAGAGUACGAUGACCCUCCAGGCAUUGGCAAGCCAAUCUCGAUCGCGCCAGAGGCCAAAACAGUCACGGAGUUUAACGCUAAGGUUAUUGGUGGCAACCAUCCAGAUGACAAGGACAGAACGAAUUCUACUUUUAUAGCAGUCGUAUUACCCGGCAUAUGCUUCGUAGGACUUGUCAUUGUCGCUCUAAGAUUGACUCGCGACCACAAAAAGGACGCGUGA